CACACACACAGACACACACAGAAACACAGACACACAGACACACACACACACACACUCUCACAUCCUCAGCCACGAUGAGGACCGGAGCUCUGCUGCUGCUGGUCACGCUGACUCUGUGCGGCAUCACCUCUCUGCACGCGCUCCCGAGGCCGGGCUGCGUCUGCAUCCGGACCCGGUCCUCUCGGGUCCCCCUGGGGGUCGUCAGGAGGAUUCAGCUGAUCCCCGUUUCAGGACUCUGUCGCCGGACUGAAGUCAUAGUCACCAGGAGGAACGGCUCUAAAGUUUGUGUCGACCCGAAGGAAAAGUGGGUCAACGAGCUGCUCAGCAACCUGGCAAAGAAUAAGAAUGAAAACUCCGGCUCGAACUAGACGUCAUCUUCUGACCCCACGGCCGACCUCCUGACCCCAGACAACCUCUGAACCCACGGCUGACCUCUGACCCCACAGACGACCUCUGAACCCACGGCUGACCUCUGACCCCACAGACGACCUCUGAACCCACGGCUGA
Molecule: messenger RNA, 507 nt
Organism: Cyclopterus lumpus (lumpfish)
Lineage: Eukaryota; Metazoa; Chordata; Actinopteri; Perciformes; Cyclopteridae
Product: C-X-C motif chemokine 11-1
Exons: 4
Coding region: 75-368 (97 amino acids)
Biological process (GO): cellular response to lipopolysaccharide; antimicrobial humoral immune response mediated by antimicrobial peptide; neutrophil chemotaxis
Cellular component (GO): extracellular region
Molecular function (GO): chemokine activity; CXCR chemokine receptor binding
Source: RefSeq, a predicted model, not a curated record